Molecule: messenger RNA, 1289 nt
Organism: Schizophyllum commune H4-8
Lineage: Eukaryota; Fungi; Basidiomycota; Agaricomycetes; Agaricales; Schizophyllaceae
Exons: 5
Coding region: 260-790 (176 amino acids)
Source: RefSeq, a predicted model, not a curated record
CAUCACCCAACCUGUUCUCGUAAUUCACGGCGACAAGAACGAGACGUGUCCCAUUGUCCACGCCGAGAAACUUGUCACCCAGUUGGUUAACGCAGAGGGCGGCGCGAAGCUGUUCAUAGUUAAAGGUGGCUCCGGUGCGCUAAGCAUCGUCCCCGGCAACGCGUCCAUCGCGAAUCAGACCUUCGUCAAGUUCCUCACGCGCCUCCCGCCCGCGCGCUCGGACCUCGUCGCGGACACGCUCGAGGAGCGCGACGCGAAGAUGCGCGCAGGGCUCGAGCGGCUGGCAGCCUUUGUUGGCGACCGGAGUAUCGCGGACCGCGACCCCAGGUCGCCGAUGUCGUUCUCGACGGUCGGGCCGGAGGUGCUGAAGAGCCAGACGGAGAUGCUGGCGCAUUACUCGCAAGGGGAGGAUGGGGUGUUCUCGCCGUUGGGGCCGGAUGGGAGGCCGUUGAGGAGGGUAUCAGAGCGCAAGCGCGAACAUUGGUUCCACAGCGAGAAGGAUGGGUUGUCUUAUGCUGGCAACGUCGUCCCUCUCCCUGCCCAGAGCGGCGGCAAGAACCAGCCCCAGCAGCAACGACAUCGUCGCUCGAACUCCGUCACGGACACGACGAACCGUCUGCCGCACUCGGAGCCGAUAUCCACCGAGGCGGUGAAGGACGGACGUUUGCGGCGGACGAACCACACGAGCGCGGGGUUCAACGCGAACACGGUGGAGAAGCAUGUCAUCAAGGGCUCGAUGGCGAAGGUGGUCGCGCAGUCGACGGCGCAAUCGGGGAGGCUGAGGUUGUAGAGGGCGGGUGCGAGGACACUGUCGUUGGGCUAGCGCUGUCGCCCUCCAGCACAGUUGCCACCCGCGAAGCCAGCCGCCGUCGGCGAGGACAUGGACGCCACGAGGCGCGCCCUACCCUGUGCCGGUCAUCAUACCCGCGAGGCCUGCGGCCACACUUUUGUCGGGGCAUACCUUUACGGAUCCCUCGACUUCUUCCCUCCCUUGGGCGUACUGGCGAGUCCGGUCCCAUCUUUGUUUGUUAUCACCGCGGAGAGGCGCAUAUAGGCCACCGCCCUGCAUCAUCAUUAUAUGCUUGCAUCAUUACUAGUCCCUCCUCUCACUUGUUCUUUCUUCUCUCUUACUAUCAUCUCUGUAUUCUCCUCUCCGCCCUCCCUCUCUCUUCCGCACUGCGCGCGUGCGCGUAUACAUACUCUACUCGCGCUGUUGAUGACGCCUUACUCUACAUGCGGGACGCGGGCGGGCGCGCGACGGUCGGGCAGCCAGGGUACGACCAUCCAGG